AUGUCGUCGUUGAGGCUUCGUAAACCUAGCGAACUAGAGACCGAUGCCAUGCUUGCCCGCUGCGAUAGCUUGACCAAGAAUAUCCGCCGGCGAAGAUGGCGCUCGGCUUUCACGGUCAUAUACUUCACGAGGGCUCUCGUCUCUCUGUCAAAACGAGAUCUCGGGAAGAAGACGGAUCUUUUGCAGUCGCUCUCCUAUGAUGCCAUCGUAGUGAACCUCAGAAGCAAUGAUUACCCACGUGGAGGAGAUAGCCCUCCGCUUCGAGAAGUCGACCUGCAGAUCCUGAGUAACGUCGUAAGAGAGAAAAGUUUAGAAUCUCUAGCGCAACUUGGUGGCAUUAACCACCUCGCUUCCAUUCUCGUGACAGAUCCCAACAAUGGCUUGAGCGGAGAUGAAGCCGAACUCAUGCAGCGAACCGAUGUUUUCGGUGCGAAUAAUUACAAUAAGCCGCCGGCAAAGUACUUUCUCAGUUUCGUGCUUACUGCAUUCAAAGACAUGACCAUAAUCAUUCCCAUGGCAUCCGACGUUCUGUCUUUAGCAUUCAGUAUCAAACAACAAGGCCUUAAACAAGGUUGGUAUGAUGGUGGGAAUAUAAUCGUCGCCAUUUUUCUACUAGUCGCCCGCUCUGCUCUCAGCUACUAUAGGCAAGGAAGGCUGUUCCAGAAACUUUCAAAAGAUAGCAGCAACAUAAGAGUGGAGGUCGUGAGAGAUAGCAGGAGGCAACCGAUCUCCAUAUUUGAUAUCGUCGUAGGCGAUGUUGUGUUUCUGAAGACUGGAGACCAGGUUCCGGCUGAUGGACUGUUUGUGGAUGACCAUUCCCUGAAGGUUGACGAGUAUAGCAUGACUGGGCAAAGCGAUCACGUCGAAGUCUCCAGCGCGAAUCCUUUCUUGCUCUCCGGCACCAAAGUGAUGGACGGCUACGGGCGCAUGAUGGUUGUUUCUGUCGGCGUGAACACCGCGUGGGGCAAGAUGAUGAGUUCCAUGAGCCGUCGCUCAGAUGAAGAGACCCCGCUCCAAGCCCGUCUGAACAGGUUCACUUGCUUCAUUGGGAAGGUUGGGGUGUUGGUGGCCGCACUGGAAAUCCUCAUCUUGAUAAUCCACUUCACCGGACGCACCCGAGAAGACGAGGCUGGAAACCCACAAUUCACCAGCAGGGAGACCAAGGCCUGGGAUGUGAUGGACGUGGUCGUGCGUAUAAUUGCCGUGGCGGUGACCAUUGUGGCAGUGGCUAUACCUGAGGACUUCCCUUUGGCGGUCACUUUAUCGCUGGCCUACUCCAUGAAGUGCAUGAUGAGCGACAAUGCCAUGGUCGGGAAGCUCUCUGCUUGUGAAACCAUGGGUUCCGCCACAACGAUCUGCAUGGAUAAAACCGGGACUCUCACGUUAAAUGAGAUGAGGGUCACGGAGUUCUGGAUGGGGAAAGAAGAUGUGAGUGCAGAUGCAUCCAGAAAAAUAGCAGCCAACGUCCUUGUAGUCCUACAACAAGGAACCGGUUUGAACACAUCAGGUACAGUCCAUAUGCGACCUUCUGCAUCUGUUCCUGAAAUUCUAGGCAGCCCGACCGAGAAGGCGAUACUUAUCUGGGGCGUUUUCGAAUUGGGUAUGACGAUGGACGAACUGAAGCAAGACUGGGAGAUAAUCCAAGUCGAGGCAUUCAAUUCCGAGAAAAAGCGAAGCGGGGUCGCCGUGAGGAGGAGAGGAGAGCAGGUCGUUCACAUACACUGGAAGGGAGCUGCUGAGAUGAUCUUGGCAUUGUGUUCAGGUUAUUUCAGCCAAAGCGGGACGGUGAAUAUCAUGAACGAUGAAGCGAGGUCUGAGUUGGGGACAAUCAUAAGAAAUAUGGCAGACAAAAGCCUGCGCUGCAUCGCAUUUGCCUACAAAAAAACCAAGCGCUCACCGGCUCAAGUUCGUGGGAGACUCGAGGAAGAUGGACUGACAUUGUUAGGAAUAGUGGGGAUAAAGGAUCCAUGCAGACCGGGCGUGAGAAGGGCAGUGGCGUCUUGUAGAAGCGCCGGAGUGAACAUGAAGAUGAUCACAGGAGACAACGUGCACACUGCAAGAGCCAUAGCCUUGGAAUGUGGGAUAUUCAAUCCCGACGAAGAUAUCGAGCACGAAGCGAUAGUAGAGGGCGUUCAGUUUCGCAACUACUUGCCCGAACAGAGGAUGGCAGCAAUCGACAAAAUCCGGGUAAUGGCUAGAUCGUCCCCAUUCGAUAAGUUUUUGAUGGUGCACUGCUUGAAGCAAAAAGGGCAUGUGGUGGCAGUUACCGGUGACGGCACCAACGACGGGCCAGCCCUAAAAGAAGCGGAUAUCGGGCUCUCCAUGGGCAUCCUAGGCACUGAGGUGGCAAAGGAGAGCUCAGAUAUCGUCAUCCUGGACGAUAAUUUCGCCUCCAUGGUGACUCUGCUGAGUUGGGGGCGGUGCGUCUACAACAACAUUCAAAAGUUCAUCCAGUUUCAGCUCACGCUGAACGUGGCCUCCCUCGUCAUCAACUUCGUUGCUGCGGUCUCUUCUGGCGACGUCCCUUUGACGGCGGUCCAGCUUCUUUGGGUGAACUUGGUUAUGGACACCCAGGGAGCUUUGGCUUUGGCGACGGAGCAACCCACGAAUGACCUCAUGCAAAAGCCACCCGUCGGACGAACCGAGCCGCUUAUCAAUAGUGUCAUGUGGAGGAAUCUCACAUCUCAGGCCUCGUACCAAGUCAUCGUCCUGCUGACCCUACAAUUCAAGGGGGGUUCCAUCUUCGGAGUGGACGAGAGAGGGAAAGACGCCAUCUUUUUCAACUGCUUCGUGCUCUGCCAGAUCUUCAACGAAUUUAACGCCAGGAAGCUGGAGGACAAGAAUGUAUUCCAAGGGAUACAUAAAAACAAGUUGUUCUUGGGCAUCGUUAGCCUGACGAUUGUUCUUCAGGUGGUGCUGGUGGAGCUUCUGAACAGGUUUGCCAACACGGAGAGGCUGGACUGGGGACAAUGGGGUGCUUGCAUCGGACUCGCUGCUUUGUCUUGGCCGAUUGGUUUGCUUAGUAAGUGCAUUCCGGUCUCGGGCAAAAAUUAG
Rhodamnia argentea is the source of this 3054-nucleotide messenger RNA. Its product is annotated as calcium-transporting ATPase 12, plasma membrane-type-like. Gene Ontology annotation, biological process: calcium ion transmembrane transport. NCBI's taxonomy places the organism in Eukaryota, Viridiplantae, Streptophyta, Magnoliopsida, Myrtales, Myrtaceae. Gene Ontology annotation, molecular function: P-type calcium transporter activity; ATP binding; ATP hydrolysis activity. Gene Ontology annotation, cellular component: membrane; intracellular membrane-bounded organelle. The record is from RefSeq and is a predicted model, not a curated record. The transcript has a single exon. Bases 1 to 3054 code for a protein of 1017 amino acids.